Eutrema salsugineum is the source of this 2014-nucleotide messenger RNA. Its product is annotated as scarecrow-like protein 7. The record is from RefSeq and is a predicted model, not a curated record. Gene Ontology annotation, cellular component: nucleus. Lineage: Eukaryota; Viridiplantae; Streptophyta; Magnoliopsida; Brassicales; Brassicaceae. Gene Ontology annotation, biological process: regulation of DNA-templated transcription. Gene Ontology annotation, molecular function: sequence-specific DNA binding; DNA-binding transcription factor activity. The transcript has a single exon. Bases 128 to 1771 code for a protein of 547 amino acids.
UUUCGAAGCUCUACUAAAAGUCUCUCUUCUCUUCUUUCUCUCAGACCCAAAGACUCCUAUUUUCAUCAAUCACUACCAGAAACAGAAACCGGAAAACGCCUUCCUCGCCGGCGAGUUUAGCCGGAAAAUGGCCUAUAUGUGUACAGACAGUGGAAACUUAAUGGCCAUAGCACAACAACUCAUCAAACAAAAGCAACAACAACAACACCAAUCACAGCUGCAACACCAACAAGAACAACCGAUUCCAUGGCCCAAUCAAUCCUCAGGUUAUACUCUAACCGGUUCGGGUUUCCUCGACCCGAUUCAGGUAGCCGGCGACCCGGGUUUUCAGUUUCUACACAUGGAGCACCAAAACGCCGUCGUUUCUGAGGGUUUUAGAUUUUCUUCUGAUGAAGAGUUCGACUCGGACGAGUGGAUGGAAAGUCUAAUCAACGGUGGAGAUGCGUCGCAAACCAAUCAAGAUUUUUCAAUCCACGGCCAUGAUCCAUCAGUGGUAUUCCCGAGUCGACUCAGUACUCCGUCGGAUCUUAACGGAGUAAUAUUCUUAAAUAAGGAUGACUCAGCGAGUCAACUCACUAACCCGCCGGUUGCCACCACUUUGUGGACCCCAUCUCCGCCGCAGCUAGUGACAAAGGAGCCAGCUUUUGACUUAAACCGGCCGGUUCUGAAAGCUAUCCACGAUUGUGCACGGAAUUUAGAAAUCAAACCGGACGUAGCCGCGGAAACGCUUGUUCGGAUCCGAGAAUCCGUAUCGGACUCAGGCGACCCGACGGAGCGAGUUGGGUUUUACUUCACGGAAGCUCUGUCUAAAAGACUGUCGUCGACGGCAAAGAAAGAAACGGAAUCGCCGUCGCUAAAAGAUUUCAUUCUCUCUUAUAAAACCUUAAACGACGCUUGCCCUUUCUCCAAAUUCGCUCACUUGACGGCGAAUCAAGCGAUUCUAGAAGCUACGCACAAUUCCAGCAACAUUCACAUCGUCGAUUUCGGAAUUUUCCAAGGUGUUCAAUGGGCUGCUCUCUUGCAAGCUCUAGCGACCCGAGCCUCUGGAAAACCCGCCCGAAUUCGGAUUUCGGGUAUACCCGCUCCUUCUCUCGGCGAUUCACCGGGAAUGUCUCUGAUCGCUACAGGAAACCGCCUCCGUGAUUUCGCGGCGGUUUUGGACCUGAAUUUUGAGUUUUAUCCGAUUCUCACUCCGAUCCAUUUACUAAACGUGUCGAGUUUCCGGGUCGAACCGGAUGAUUUUCUCGCCGUGAAUUUCAUGCUCGAGCUUUAUAAGCUUCUCGACGAAACGGCGACGAUCGUCGAUAAUGCACUCCGGCUCGCUAGAUCGCUGAACCCGAGAAUCGUGACACUUGGUGAAUACGAAGUGAGUUUAAACCGGGUUGAAUUCGUUAACCGGGUGAAAAACGCUCUCCGGUUCUAUUCAGCGGUUUUUGAAUCACUCGAACCGAAUUUGGAGCGAGAUUCGAAAGAAAGGCUAAGAGUGGAGAGAGUUCUUUUCGGUAGGAGGAUAGCGGAUUUGGUUCGACCCGGUAAUAAUAAACCGGGCAACCGGUCAGGGCGAAUGGAAGAGAAAGAACAGUGGAGAGUGUUGAUGGAGAAAGCUGGUUUUGAGCCGGUUAAACCGAGUAAUUACGCGGUUAGCCAAGCGAGUCUGCUCCUAUGGAGUUACAAUUACAGUACAUUGUAUUCACUUGUUGAAUCGGAGCCAGGUUUCAUCUCCUUAGCUUGGGACAAUGUGCCUCUCCUCACUGUUUCCUCAUGGCGUUGAUGAUCUGAUUCAAUAUAUCCGAACCGACCAGACAAGUUUUUUUUGUGUGUAUGUUUAGUGUUGAUAAAUUAAUAGUGAGUUAGUUUUUGAAAUUGCAUUGUUUAAAGAUUAUCUCUGAAGUAGUGAAGUUUAAAAGAGGUGUUUUUAGAUUUGGUUUUAUAAUUACUCGAAGCUGUAUUCCCCUUUUAGAUAUGUUUUUAGUAUUUGGAGUGAUGGUUGGUCUUUUUGUUCAUUUGUAAUAUC